CUCCAUAAUUUCCUUCCCUAGCUAGCCAGCCACAAAUCAAGAGAUCCCACCAAUGGCAGUGCAGAAGCAUAGCAUCUUGGCUGCCAUGGUGGUGCUCUUGUUGGCUAUCACGAUGGCAUCAUCUCAACUAGCUCCAGCUCCGGCGAGUGCAAUCCCGAAUGUUGAUUCCCUCGCAGAACCACCAAAUCUAUCAGCGGCAAGAGAGUUGUUUAUGCAAAGAGGCUUGAAGUAUGCGACUGAAGAGUGUGCUAAAUCUACUUGGAGAAUUAUAUUUACACUUACAAAAAUGGACCACGAUUCGGACUAUCCCUCAAGAAAGUGUUGUCGCCAACUUUUUGCUAGGGAUGAAUUUCCAUGGUAUAAACCCUUAGUCGAGUUAAUUGUUUCUUCACCUGAGUUUAAAGGGAACAAAGACCAAAUUAGGAAGAAUACCGAAGACAUCAACAAUUGCUCGUGGUUACACACCUCUGGAAAAUGAUUUUGAAAUAACCUUUUCAUCAUACUUUUUGAUACAAUAUGACGUAUCAUUAAAAUAAUUAAUUUUUUUUAUUUAUAUGAAACUCGUGAUAUUAAAUGCAUUCAUUCAUU
Rubroshorea leprosula is the source of this 588-nucleotide messenger RNA. NCBI's taxonomy places the organism in Eukaryota, Viridiplantae, Streptophyta, Magnoliopsida, Malvales, Dipterocarpaceae. The record is from the annotation of a GenBank genome assembly.